UAAAAAGUGUAAUUGGGGCCAGUAUAGCUUACCAGUUUGUCAUUUUCCUCUAAUCUUUUGUCAAACUCAAAGACUGAAAUGGAUAUCCCGAAAGUGGGAAAUAUCAAUACAGGUAAUUAAAUUGAAUUACAGAACAACUCGCAAGACUGUUUUGAUGUCCACUGCUAGGCAAGAAGGCUCUUUACGAUGACGGAAACGGCACAAGACCAAGAGAAUGAUGGAAUCAGACAGACCCAAACGUACGGAGUGCAGAUGUUAACAGAGGACAUCUAUGUAAACUGUUAUUGGUCUCAACUAGAGAGGGCAGUCACACAACUCCUUGCCCAAGAACCAGGAGUUUUCAUCCGAUUAUCCUAUGAACAAAUGUACAGCUGUGUCUACAAGUGUGUAUGUCAUCAAUAUUCAGAACGGAUGUAUGGGGAUCUUAGAAGAGUCCUUACUGGUUAUCUUCAGGAGAAAGCUGUAUAUCUGCAGGUAUUGCAACAGAUGUGUAAUUCAAGUGAAUUUUGUAAGCGAUUCCACACUGUGCUAAAGCAGUACACCCAAGCUCUCGGAGGAAUAGUGCCUAUAUUUACUUUUUUGAACAGAUUUUAUAUAACGCAGAAGCUUGGGAUGGAACUGAGGCCUGAACUAGAGAAACUGUUCAUACAACAUUUACAGACCCAUAUAUUUAAAGUUUUAGGCAUGCUUCAUGAGGCUCAAGCCAAGCCAUUUUCAGUUGAUCCAUCCAUUGCCUCCGAUAUCAUCCAUGGACUCUACGAAAUCAAACAAGACUAUGCAGAACUUAAUCCUGGCCUGUUUGCCAAGUACAUUCCUAGCAUCUUACCACCCUGCAAUGUUGAGAACCUGUCUGACUACAUCGCAGAGACGCACCAAAUGCAAACACAACUCCUAUCUCAAGAAGACUUCAACAGAGACAACCAAAGUCAAAAGAAGAGAAGUAACGAUGCUGAGGCAGUGGUCAGUUGACACCAGUCACAUGACAUCAGUGGACAUCACAUCUGAAAUCAGUGUACAUGUUGGUUCACCAAGUCUUUCAUGCAUGUACAGUUUAUGCCCUCAUUUUAAGAAAAAAGUGGUUUUAGUGUAAUUAUUACAGCUUGCGAAAUCAGGUGACUAAAAUUUCUAUUGAUACAAUCACUACAUGUAAUUUAUUUUAUCAGUUUACUCAGGUAAAUGUGGAAGACGAUGUUGGCAAUUUUGUUAAUUUACAUGAACCACGGAGCAGAAGUAUCAAUUUUGUUAUAUUUUCUCUUCUUUUUAUCUUCAGUUUCCUUCCUGCCAGAGUUGUCAGGUUGUCAUGGAGAUUGGAUUCAUUGUAUUUGUCAUCGCAUUGUACCUUGGCAAACCUGGUACUUCAGAAAACUGUUCAAAGGCCUAAUCUCGACAGAGGCCUGUUCAAUAAUUAUAUGAAACUAGCUACUUUGUAGGACACACCGGUUUAGGAAAAAAUGGAUAUCGAUCAAGCCUUGUGGAGACCCUGGGUUUAUACAUCAAAGAUCUCAUAUAAGCGUAAAACUCUGAUUCGUACAUUGAUAUUAACUGAAUUUAAAGUAUAACAUUUAAUUUGAAACUUCUAAAAUCAGUGGAAAAAGUAAUUAAGCUGGGAAAAAUAACCAUCAAAAUGGCGGUUGAAUCAAAACUUGAAAUAAAUUCUUGAUUGCUUUUUUUACACUUGAAAGAAAAUUAUCUGUCCUUUGCAAUUCUAAUUGAGUGUUGAACUUGUUCUAUACUUUUAUUUGUGAAUAACAAUUCAUAGUAUUAGAUCAAUGGUUCUUACUACACUAUUAAUUGUAAAAAAUGCUUCCCUGCUUUUACUCAGAAAAUGAGAACUCUCCUCGGUCAAAUUUAAAGUUUCAAAAUGGGUUUUAACUUUAAGAAAAACCAGAAUUGUACAGUUGUAUUUUGUACAUAUCUUGCAUCUAUUGCACUGUCGACAGUUUUUGUUAGUGCUCAAAGCAAAUCCAGUUUUAUACUUCAGAAGUUAAUUUACAGUGUUGUUUCCAAAAAAAAUGAAAUAAAUGCAAGUGUGUAUGUCUGUCAUGUAAA
Molecule: messenger RNA, 2049 nt
Organism: Acanthaster planci (crown-of-thorns starfish)
Lineage: Eukaryota; Metazoa; Echinodermata; Asteroidea; Valvatida; Acanthasteridae
Gene: cacul1
Product: CDK2 associated cullin domain 1
Biological process (GO): positive regulation of protein kinase activity; G1/S transition of mitotic cell cycle; ubiquitin-dependent protein catabolic process
Molecular function (GO): protein kinase binding; ubiquitin protein ligase binding
Source: RefSeq, a predicted model, not a curated record